Molecule: messenger RNA, 453 nt
Organism: Salvia splendens (bonfire salvia)
Lineage: Eukaryota; Viridiplantae; Streptophyta; Magnoliopsida; Lamiales; Lamiaceae
Exons: 1
Coding region: 1-453 (150 amino acids)
Source: RefSeq, a predicted model, not a curated record
AUGUGUCACCUACCUGUCGGCGUUGAACAUAGAGCUUAUUGGGCUGUUAAGGAAAUGAACAUGAAGCCCCAGGCCUGCGAGGAAGAGAGAAAACUGCAACUGCAAGAGCUGGAGGAACUUAGGCUUGAGUCGUAUGACGCCGCGAUGUGGUACAAGGAGAAAACCAAGCUAUGGCAUGACAAAAACCUACGGGUCAAGGAAUUGCAAGUCGGUCAGAAAGUGCUCUUAUUCCAAUCAAGGCUCAAGCUGAUGCCCGGGAAGCUAAAAUCUAAGUGGAUAGGGCCCUAUACAAUCGUUGGUCUCCGACCGAAUGGAGCCGUGGAAAUUAAGGAAAGUGCCCCUAACUCUAUCCCAUUUCUUGUUAAUGGUCAUAGAGUUAAGGUGUUUAAAGAUAGUUCAGAGAUGUGCGUAGUGGAAGAAAUUCCACUACACAUGCUCUCCACUAUUGCCUAA